Messenger RNA from Lepisosteus oculatus (spotted gar), 6171 nucleotides. RefSeq names its product netrin 1a (gene ntn1a). Gene Ontology annotation, biological process: tissue development; animal organ morphogenesis. NCBI's taxonomy places the organism in Eukaryota, Metazoa, Chordata, Actinopteri, Semionotiformes, Lepisosteidae. The record is from RefSeq and is a predicted model, not a curated record. Gene Ontology annotation, molecular function: protein binding.
ACCACUGGAUGUCGUUAUAGGCUCCUUUCGCGUGCUGUGUGUCACUCCUUAAGAUGACCACAAGCACAGCAGAAACCGAACUCGUCCUUCACUUUCCGCACAGACAGUGAGUGUAGCAGACACACACAGAGAGAGGGAAAGCGAGGAAAAGAAAGUGGGGCAGACACUGGGAGAAUAGCCUCGGAGCUUCUACAGGUUUUGCAUCAGGUUUGCUGGAAACAAACAGGAGAACCCAAACAAAACAACAACAACAACAACAACAACAACAACAACUAAAGCGUGUAGCAUCCCAGCAAGAAAGAAAAAGAGCCCGUUGCGUUUCAUAGGCUUCACUUAUUACUUUUCUGCCAGGCUGAAGAGUUAUUUCGAGGUACACUAUCCUAUGUGGCAACUUCUUUACCUCGGAACGGCCGUGUGUUUCGCCGCUGGAGACACCGAAGAACGCGGAUUACAAUGUUAAGGAUCUGGGGGGCUCUGGUCAGUUUGCUGGCCGCAUCCUUUAUGGUGGAGAGCGCGCUCGGGGGCCACGGGAUGAGCAUGUUCGCGGCGCAGACCUCGCCUCCGGACCCGUGCUAUGACGAGAACGGCAACCCCAGGAGGUGCAUCCCCGAUUUCGUGAACUCCGCUUUCGGCAAGGAGGUGCGGGUGUCGAGCACCUGCGGCAGACCCAGCUCCCGGUACUGCGUGGUCACCGAGAAGGGCGACGAAAGGAACAGGAACUGCCACAUCUGCGACGCCGCCGACCCGAAGAAGUCUCACCCGCCCGCCUACUUGACCGAUCUGAACAACCCUCACAAUCUCACCUGCUGGCAGUCGGAGAACUACAUCCAGUACCCUCAAAAUGUCACCCUGACGCUGACCCUGGGCAAGAAGUUCGAAGUCACCUACGUGAGCCUUCAGUUCUGCUCUCCGCGGCCCGAGUCCAUGGCCAUCUACAAGUCCAUGGACUACGGCAAGAGCUGGGUGCCCUUCCAGUUCUACUCGACCCAGUGCCGGAAGAUGUACAACAAGCCCAGCAAGGCCACCAUCACCAAGCAGAACGAGCAAGAGGCCAUCUGCACGGACUCACACACCGACAUGCACCCUCUCUCGGGGGGGCUCAUCGCGUUUAGCACCUUGGACGGCCGCCCCUCGGCUCACGACUUCGACAACUCGCCCGUGCUGCAGGACUGGGUGACGGCCACCGACAUCAAGGUGGUCUUCAGCCGCCUGCACACGUUCGGGGACGAGAACGAGGACGACUCCGAGCUGGCCAGGGACUCGUACUUCUACGCGGUCUCGGACCUGCAGGUCGGCGGGCGCUGCAAAUGCAACGGGCAUGCUUCGAGGUGCGUGAAGGACCGGGACGGAAACCUUGUGUGCGAGUGCAAGCACAACACCGCCGGGCCGGAGUGCGACAGAUGCAAGCCCUUUCAUUACGACAGGCCCUGGCAACGCGCGACGGCCCGGGAGGCGAACGAGUGUGUGGCCUGCAACUGUAACCUCCACGCACGAAGGUGCCGGUUCAACAUGGAGCUCUACAAGUUGUCAGGACGGAAGAGUGGGGGCGUCUGCUUGAACUGCCGCCACAACACCGCUGGGCGGCAUUGCCACUACUGCAAGGAGGGAUACUACCGCGACAUGUCCAAGCCUAUCACACACAGGAAGGCCUGCAAAGCAUGCGAUUGUCAUCCCGUGGGGGCUGCUGGCAAAACCUGUAACCAAACCACUGGCCAGUGUCCCUGUAAAGACGGUGUGGCUGGCAUCACGUGCAACCGAUGCGCUAAAGGCUACCAGCAAAGUCGAUCUCCCAUUGCUCCCUGUAUAAAAAUUCCAGUCGCUCCACCGACAACCACAACCAGCAGCAGUGAGGAGCCUUCCGACUGUGACUCCUACUGCAAGGCUUCCAAAGGCAAACUGAAGAUCAAUAUGAAGAAGUACUGCAAGAAAGACUAUGCUGUGCAAGUGCACAUCCUGAAGGCGGACAAGGCCGGCGAGUGGUGGAAGUUCACGGUGAACAUCAUCUCGGUCUACAAGCAGGGGGAGAACCGCAUCCGGCGCGGGGACCAGUUCCUGUGGGUGCGGGCCAAGGACGUGGCCUGCAAGUGCCCCAAAAUCAAGCCGGGCAAGAAGUACCUGCUCCUGGGCAACGACGACGACUCCCCGGACCAGAGCGGCGUGGUGGCCGACAAGGGCAGCCUGGUCAUCCAGUGGAGGGACACGUGGGCCCGCAGGCUGAGGAAGUUCCAGCAGCGGGAGAAGAAAGGGAAGUGCAAGAAGGCCUAAGGGAUGGCGGGAACCGGGAGCGGAGGAACACGGAUGGAGAGAGACAGGAGGAGGGGGAGAGAGAGCGAGGCUGAGCGUUGCUGCUUUUGAGUAGACGCAUGAAGAGAAUAUUAGGAUGAUUUUUAGGAACUUUGUGAAGGAGCUCACUUUGCAGUUGUGGGGUUUUUUUUUUGUGUGUGUUCGUUUUUCCUUCGAGAUUUUUUUUUUUUGGAUUUGCCGAGUUUGCACCUAAUAUUCAAACUAUAUAAAGCCUUUUGGAUGUUUUUUUUUUCUCUGAGGGGUAGGGGGAGGAGGAGGGGAGUAAAUAUAUCCAGUACAUUUUGAACAGACAUUUCAGUACAGCUAAAAAAAGCCAAGCUACUGUCUAGCUGUUUCUGUUCCAAAUGCAGGGGGCUCCCAUUUUCUCCCUUUUUUGGGCUUUGUACGUGAACAGAGCUGUUAAGGUGACAGGGGUGGUGGGGGUAGGGGAGAAGAACUGGUGGCACAUUUCGGGUGACGGCCAGGUGGCCAGCCUGGCCACGUGAAACUGUGUAAACUCACAACAAGGAAAGUGUUAACACUUUAGUAGUGUAGUAAAACUAAGCUUUUUUUGUUGUGGUUCAGUAUCUUGUAACAGAAAAAAAAAAGUCAUGUAUUUUGUACUGCAGCUGUUCAAAAGCCUGCCAGUACCUUUUGUGGAACUGCUCUUUGUGGACAAUACCUCAAAAUAUGAUACUUCACUCUGUGUUAAGAUUAUUAAAGUGCCAUAAGUCUAUGUUGGGGAAGAUGGGUUUUGGUAAGCAGAAGUAGACAAACGCUUGACCGAGUUUCAACUUGAGAUCAGAACGCUGUUGUCAAGUUAAGCCGGACGCUUCUACUGCCCAAUUAAUAUGUGAAAUACUAGUACAAGGGUGGUAAACUGAUCAAGAUGCCCAUAUUUUUGUAUGCUGAUGCCUUCAACAGGCAUUCACACAUUCUGACAACUUCAAAAAACAGACUAAACUGUAACUUAUGAUAUCCAUCCACCACUUUAGAAAGUAGUGCAGUGUUUGUAUGGGUGGCUCAAGAUGCACUUAUAAAUUUAUAUUAUGUGUACUUCACCGAUCUCUUGACUAUAUGUACCGUGUAAGCAAUGUUUCUUGUCUGUAUAUUUCAAGUUCACUGCAGGAAAAGAAAAAAAUAUACAUGAAGUGUUCUCUGAUUUUCUACAAGAAAACAGACAGGCCUCUUCUGUAGGUCACUAAAACAGUUUGGUAGACAAUCAAGGUUGUGGUCAGCUAAGGAAAACACACACUUAGAGCUAUUCUCCUUUACCAGUCCUCAAGACCUGCGCUGCUAUUUUUCUUUGAGAUUUUGUUCAAUCGUUUUUGUUAUUUCCCACCUGUGAGAAGAUAAUGGAUAGCUGAACUGAUCUCUUUGGAGUCACUGAGCAAAAACCACAAAGCCGUCAGUUACAAACAUUUCUUGAACUAUCAAUCUCAUGCUAAUGUCACUAGAAACCGCCAUGCAUCUUUUUGAAAUCCAAUUUUUUUACUUGCGUAGCUGUCUGAAAAGGGCUGACAAAUUUUGAAAUGAAGAAAAAAAAUGAAACAAUGUCUGUCAGUCUGUGGCAAUCCUUCUGUGAAAAAGUUAAAAACACUUCUCUGACCUUUCCCCCCGAAAUAUUCACUGCCUGUCUCAAAUUCUUCCGAGGAGCAACAGAAUAAACAAUAAAUCCUUCCAACAUGAUUAAAAAUACAAAUGCAUUGGCACUAAGAUAUUUACAGUAGUUUUCAUUUCCAGAGACAAACAUGUCUUCUGCAGGUCAUGAAGAAACAACACACUGAUACAGAAUGAACCAUACACAAACCACCACAGGCCCCAUUGUAGCUUCAGAUAGGCAAUAGGGUGUACACUUAUUACUUAUAACAGUAAACCUAUUACUGUUGCUAUGAUGUAUUACAAGUACAAAUUCAGUUUUUUGUGAAACGACAGUACAGUGAAUAUGUGAUAGACUUGUGUCUUUUGAAAAAGGUGCAGAGAUUAUUUGGUACUCUAAAAAAGAUGGGUUACAGGCCCUUAAAAAUGUUAUUUGUAUAGCUAGUAUUUUUAUGUAAAACCUUAACUAGUUUAUAUAUGAAAAUUAUUAACCAGAAUUUUUAAAAUACUGUAGAUUAUAAAAAAUGAAAAUAGAAAGCAUACCUGUCUUUCCCAUUUUGUGAGCCGACAGGACUGUGAACUCAUAUUGUACUACUGAGUCGGAAGAAGGGAAAACUCCUGGGGCUUUUCCCUGAACUGCUGAAAGGUGAAAGCAGUCAAAUAUCCACCAAACUACAACUUCAAAUACAGCUUAUCAGCAAUGCCAAGAAGGACUAAAUUAAUUUCUAGCUAAGCAUACGAGACGAGCUUCUGCAUGUCUUUUGGACUGCAGAUGAAUAUUUUUUUAAUGUUACCCUUAAUACAUGAAAUGAUAUUCAAGACCACCUGACUCUAAAGCGAAAAUAUUUUUGAGGUGCAGUAGUCCAAAGCUUGAAAAAUCUUUGGAUAUGUCAAAGAUAUCUAUGACAGAACAACUUUAAUUAAGAUUGGCAGCUGUGUGAAAUAUAUUUUAUGUAAUUUCCCCUGUAUUACAGCCUGACUGAGACCCUACAGCUCAUGGUAUUUACUAUACGGAUGAACUCCCCUGUGGAAGAGUUUUUACCGCAACAGACAGUCGCCAUCUCUUUAGAUUUUUUCAGUUCACUUAUAGCUGUGUCGGGAAUUGGGAACUCACGUUCACAAACACCUGACCAGCACAUGCAGGAUGUCCUACUGCACUUCAGACAUGCUGUUCUUCAGCAAACACAAGCGAAUUCAAGAAAAGUAAUUACUGCAAUUAGAAAUUGAAUUAUUAGCUUAUGCAGUCUGCUAGCGAUGCACUACUUUAAGGUGCAAGCAUGUCUCUUUCUACAAAAAAAACGUCAUAGUGUUUACCAUUCCAUAGAAGUUUAUUCCGUUUGAAAUCUUUUUUCAAUGGAUGCAAACGGUCUCGGACGUAUACAACCAUUAUACGUCGAGCCCAGACAUCGGACCUCCGACAACGUGAGGACAUGACCCAAACGCCACCCAACACUGACGCAACUUGUCCUGUUCCUACACUCCGCGGCUAAGACAUGCAGCUGCUUCAGUUACGAAACACAACGGCAACACGUUGAGGAGAGCUUCACAAGCGUUAUUUCAGAAAAAAAUAAAGCAAGCAAUGUCAAAUUUAAUUUGGCUAGAUAAAAAUAAAAAGUGGCACGCUCUUUCUACUCUGUGGGGAUAAUUGGGGAAUCUAAAUGCCAGGGUUUCCUCUAAAAUGACAAAUGAAUCCAGAUGCUCCUCAUGGGCACACAGAAUGGUUUCCAUACUGGACUGAAAUGAUGGAAAUUUGCAAACAGACAUGACAGUCAGCCGUGCAGGAGGCUGUAGCCUGAGAGCAGCAGAGAAGGUUUGUCAAUGAACAGUGUCGUUCAAGCUCCUGUGCAUCAGCAUCCGUGUGUGUAAAAUAUAAAUGUGCCCACUGCCGACAGAUAUUGAACCAAGCAAGUUGUUGUUUUUAUAUUUAGCAGCCCUGUGAUGUAAACUUUAGAUUGAAUACCAACACAUUGUAAAAAAAAACAGUCUCACGAUUGCAUGUUUACUCAACACAGACCUGUCGGACCUUUUGUUUGGUUGAUACCUUGAAUUGUAAAUGUUGUUUAGUUGUGGCCAUUGCAUUAUUCUGCAAUGUUUCUCUACAAUGCAUACUAAUAUAUUAUGGUUAUUAUAUAUGAAUAUAUUUAAUGACACAUGAAACAAUGUGGAUUUUAUUGUCUUUUUUUUCAUUUGGUAGAUGGCUGUGAUUAGGGAAGGAAUUUGUAACUACUGAGCACCAACCUGAUAGAACUAAAUUCAGAAUUCAGUUUAAAUAAACUCCUGUAAACCUAA